Molecule: messenger RNA, 1889 nt
Organism: Molossus molossus (Pallas's mastiff bat)
Lineage: Eukaryota; Metazoa; Chordata; Mammalia; Chiroptera; Molossidae
Gene: NYX
Product: nyctalopin
Exons: 3
Coding region: 281-1711 (476 amino acids)
Cellular component (GO): extracellular matrix
Molecular function (GO): protein binding
Source: RefSeq, a predicted model, not a curated record
CUGAUACAGGAUUUUCCUGCCAUUAAAUCUGGAGAAAGAAAAAUAAGCACUCAAACCUGCACAAGCAACGAUUCCUCCUCGCCCCCUGCGCACCACCCCCACCUUAUCUGUUGGACGAUUUUUAGCGCCUGUGGCUGCCAGACUUGAAAGAUGGAUGGGCUGAGGGAGCCAAAGGCUGCCUCGGAGGAGGAGGAGGAGCGGGGACAGGCCGACCCCCCAGGAUGGUAGGGAUCCCACAGCUGGGUGGUUCUAAGCCACCAGGCUUGUGAAAGGACACGGGAUGCUGGUCCUGCUGCUGCAUGUGGUGGUCCUCGGCCUGCACAGCGCCCGGGCAGAGGAGGCCUGCACGCGCACCUGCCCCGAGGCCUGCUCCUGCGGCAGCGCGGACCGCGGCUGCUCCGUGCGCUGCGACCGCGCCGGCCUCCUGCGGGUGCCGGCCGAGUUCCCGUGCGCGGUGGCCUCCAUCGACCUGGACCGGAACGGCCUGCGCUUCCUGGGCGAGCGGGCCUUCGGCACGCUGCCGUCUCUGCGCCGCCUGUCGCUGCGCCACAACAAUCUGUCCUUCAUCACGCCUGGCGCCUUCAAGGGCCUGCCGCGCCUGGCCGAGCUGCGCCUGGCACACAACGGCGACCUGCGCUAUCUGCACGCGCGCACCUUCGCCGCGCUGGGCCGCCUGCGGCGCCUCGACCUGGCGGCCUGCCGCCUGCUCAGCGUCCCCGAGCGCCUCCUGGCCGAGCUGCCCGCGCUGCGCGAGCUCGCCGCCUUCGACAACCUGUUCCGCCGCGUUCCCGGCGCGCUGCGCGGCCUGGCCAACCUGACGCAUGCGCACCUGGAGCGCAGCCGCAUCGAGGCCGUGGCGGCCAGCUCCCUGCAGGGCCUGCGGCGCCUGCGCUCGCUCAGCCUCCAGGCCAACCGCGUCCGCACCGUGCACGCCGGCGCCUUCCGCGACUGCGGUGCCCUGGAGCACCUACUGCUCAACGACAACCUGCUGGCCGAGCUGCCCGCCGAUGCCUUCCGCGGCCUGCGCCGCCUGCACACGCUCAACCUGGGCGGCAACGCCCUGGGCCGCGUGGCGCGCACCUGGUUCGCCAGCCUGGCCGAGCUCGAGCUGCUCUACCUGGAUCGCAACAGCAUCGCCUUCGUGGAGGAGGGCGCCUUUCAGAACCUCUCGGGCCUCCUCGCCUUGCACCUCAAUGGCAACCAGCUCACCGUGCUCACCUGGGCCGCCUUCCAGCCUGGCUUCUUCCUGGGCCGCCUGUUUCUCUUCCGCAACCCGUGGCGCUGUGACUGCAGCCUGGAGUGGCUGCGGGACUGGAUGGAGAGCUCUGGGCACGUUGCCGAUGUGCCGUGUGCCUCCCCUGGUUCCGUGGCUGGCCUGGACAUCAGCCAGGUGGCCUUUGGGCGCUCCUCCGAUGGCCUCUGUGUGGACCCCGAGGAGCUGAACUUCACCGUGUCCAGCCCGGGCCCGUCCCCAGAGCCAGCGGCCACCACCGUGAGCAGGUUCAGCAGCCUCCUGUCCAAGCUGCUGGCCCCUAGGGCCCCAGUGGAGGAGGCGGCCAACACCACCGAGGGGCCAGUCAAUGCCUCGCUGUCCGACAGCCUUCCCUCAGUUGGGGUGGGAGGCUCAAGCCACAGCACCCUGUUUCUCCUCGGUUCUAGUCUCCUGCUCAGCGUGGCCCAGCAUGCGGUGUUUUUCCUACAGACAUACUGACCCUGCCACACGGGGGUGGCCCACACUGCCGGGAACCAUGCCCUUGGCCGAUGAAGGAUAAUUUACUUAAUUGGGCUUGAAGGUGUUUGUGGUAGGGGGAGAGGGAAACAGGAUGGGAGGAGGUGGUGAGAUUCCAGCGGAGAUGGAAGGAAGAGUUUGCCUCUAGAGAUGGCCCUAG